Molecule: messenger RNA, 2411 nt
Organism: Oncorhynchus masou masou (cherry salmon)
Lineage: Eukaryota; Metazoa; Chordata; Actinopteri; Salmoniformes; Salmonidae
Gene: drc2
Product: coiled-coil domain containing 65
Exons: 9
Coding region: 749-2236 (495 amino acids)
Biological process (GO): regulation of cilium movement; axonemal dynein complex assembly; cilium-dependent cell motility
Cellular component (GO): axoneme; axonemal dynein complex
Source: RefSeq, a predicted model, not a curated record
GUAUUUGUUUUUAAUAUAUAGUUUGCAUAAUUAUGCUAUUAUCAAAUAAAUCAAAUGUUUACUUAUUUUAGUUCUACAAAAUAACAACACUUUUUCUGCGGAAGGAUAUGUAUGUGACAUAUUUGAUAGUAAUAGACGUCAUUUCCCAUUAUGCAUUUCCAUUAAUCCGCAAUUUACAAGCAUUUGUUUGUACAAUCGAAGUUUCUCUGUUGAUCUUACAAAUUGACUGGCGCUUCCAAUAUUUUCCUUUCAAUGCUAAUUGUAAAUUAUUUCAAUUUGCUAGAGAGUAAAAGCAUGCGUCUACGUUUUCCUGUCUGUCCUGGACAGCGAGAAAUGUCACAUUUGCCAUUAUGUUACGCAAAUUACGCUUGCUUUAUUUGCAUAAUGUAUCGUUUCUGCAACUGGGUAUUGAUAAACCUACUUUGCACAUUAUCACAAGUUACUAAAUUAAUUAAUUUUAUGAUAUUGUUCAUUCAUUGAUAAUGAUUGCUUUGUCGAUGCAUAGCAUUUUUCCUAGCACUUUAUUUUUGGCACAUUGGCGGCGCGGUAUUUGCAGUCUGGUGCGCCCCCUGUGUGGGUUUCUCUCCUAGAAUGUUGCUAGGAGACCAAACACAAACUCAUUUUGUGGAGAUCCCGCUAUCGUAUCUCUAGAAUUCACACAGUCUUGGCUUCCCAUUCUGAAUGAAGAGAGCGAAGUGGGCCGAGUGACACCAAAACAGCACCCCAGGAGGAGCUUGAGAGAGGAACCAUGCCAAAGAAGGGUGCAAAAAAGGGGGGAGCAGGGAAGCAGGCAGGGAUGACGGAGGAAGAGAGACUCUUGUACAUGCAGCAGAGGGCCCAGGCAGAGGACGAGAUGGCCAAAAGGAAGGAAGACAUGCUAACUCAAUUUCUCAAGGAUAAGCUGCAGAAGGAGGAGCGCAACAGUGCAGUGAACCUGCACAAGUUGACGCAGCAGUGGCGAGCAGUUCUCCGCCAGACACGGGCAGCUGAACUGCGCAGUGACAUUGCUGUGCUCAGCCAGACCUUUGAGAGGGUGCUGGACCGGAAGGACAGUGUCAUCAAGUGUUUGGUGUGUGACCUGAGUGAGGCAGAGCAGCAGUCAGCCCAGGCCCUGCGCUCUCACCUGGAGUGUGUGGACUGCCUGCUGGCCCUGCAGAAGGGUAGGCUGGCAUCCCUGGAGCAGCAGUGGAACAGUGGCCUGGAGGGACUGAGCUACGAAUUCAAUUCUGAGAGGGAGCAAAUCCUGUCCCAGCACCAGCAGGAGUGUGCUUACCUGGAGGAUGUGACCUUUGCCAUGGAGCAGUUCUACAUGGAGGUAGACGGGGAGGCUCGCCAGGACUACCAGAGCACCAGAGACGACAUCAAGAACAGGAACAUAGAGGAGAAACAUGCGUUGAGGAUCCAGUUAGAGGGGACGGUGGAGGGCCUGUGGCGUCAGUUCCAACAGGCCCUACGCAGCUACAAUGAGGCUACAGAGGACCGUCACAUCGCCUUUGAGUCGUUGAGGACCCGCGACCAGCGCAGUGCCCAGGAGAUCGAUACGCAGAUGAGGAGGCUGCAGAAGAUGCAGGACUCCAUAUCUGCUCUGCGCUCUAGGCUGAACUCCAGCCAGAAGGAGAGUGAGGGGGCAGCACGGGGCCUGAGGGCGGCCAGGGAGGAGGUGACCCUGCAGGCUCGCCAGCUCAAGGCCCAGCUGAGCCGUGCCCGCGCAGCCGAGAGGAACCAGCUCACCAACCUCACCGUGCACAGCAACGCCGCUGCCAAGAACCUACAGGGCAUCAUCACUAAGGGGGAGAGGCUGCUGCGUCUGGCUGAGAUGUGUCGUAAACUGGAGACAGAACAUGAGAAAGUCCUGCCCUUCUACACCUCAUCUCUCACUGCUGAGGAAGAGAGCCAGGAGAGAGCUAAUGCGAUGGAGACUCCAUCUGAGGAGCUGGCAAAGGCCAUGCUGGACUACCUGGUUCUGGAGCGGUUCUGGCAGCGUUAUAACAAGGUUCUGCUGGAGCGGCUGUGUUUGGAACGGGAGAGAGGAGCACUGACCCAGGAGAACCAGCAACUGCGGAUCUUACUGCGCCAGUACCUGGAUGGCAUCUCCGUUAGUGACGAGAUCCUCCGCCAUCGCAACCCCCUGCUGAUGGUGUCACGGCCCACCCUCGGCGUUCAACCCACUGCUGAUGCCCAACGCAAGCGCCACACUGUCAUUGAGGCAGCACAUGUUGUGCAGCGCACGCUGUAGACUCAAUAACAGGCUCACAUCACACACCAUCACUUCUAGAUUAACUUUAAACUGCCAGAAUGCACUCCUUCUGACAGAACUCAAUUCCUUAUUCUAUUUGUGUGUUACUUCUUUCUACCAGGUGUCUUACAAUAUCCAUAAAAUAAAAGAGGACUAUUCCAUCCGAUAAUAACAA